Molecule: messenger RNA, 729 nt
Organism: Phytophthora infestans T30-4
Lineage: Eukaryota; Oomycota; Peronosporomycetes; Peronosporales; Peronosporaceae
Exons: 5
Coding region: 1-729 (242 amino acids)
Biological process (GO): tRNA wobble uridine modification
Cellular component (GO): elongator holoenzyme complex
Source: RefSeq, a predicted model, not a curated record
AUGGCGGAGGCUCUGUAUCAUCUCGGCGACUCGUUGACGUGGACGCCGACGUCUGCGCCUCGAGGGCAGUUGGUGGUGCUCGAAGACUGCGUGGAGGCUGGCGGGGCCUUCCUGGUGCAUCACUUCACGUCGUUAUUUCUCAAAGCUGGCCAUCGCGUGUGUUUUGUUGCCAGCGCCAACACUCCUGAACAUUAUGCAGCCGGUGCGAAUUUUGCAGCUUCUCAGUCCAAAAAGCAGCUCCAAGUGCUGGAUUGGACCAGCAUGGAGACGGACAGUACCAAGGCAGAGUGGACGACGCUGUUCGAGUACUUGAGGAGCUUUAGCAAUGAAGAAAAUGGCGCCGUGUCGAUUGUAGUGGACGAUGUCAGUGCCCUCAAAUGGCGGCUUGGAGGCGCUGCGGUGCUCGACUUUGUGCGAUGCUGCAAGACUCUAACUCACCCGAAAAACGGAGCUACAAAUGUAGUGUUACUGACCCACGCCGACACGGAUGUUCCAGCAUCAAGACCAUUGAGUCUCGCACUUGCCGAUAUGGCGACUGUGGUCUUAGCGACGAAGCCUUUGAGUACAGGCUACUCCAAGGACAUCCACGGAACGCUGUCCGUCCACCGUCAGAGCCAAGGAUUCAGUGCUAGCGCAGUCGACGAAGACCCGACCGCGAUUCCGUACAAGAUUCUGGAAGGUACUAUCAAGUGUUUCCACUCCGGUGGAGAGGCGUUACGAUGGAGUUAA